This is a messenger RNA of Lottia gigantea (owl limpet), 1560 nucleotides long. RefSeq lists its product as hypothetical. Lineage: Eukaryota; Metazoa; Mollusca; Gastropoda; Lottiidae. Gene Ontology annotation, biological process: NAD+ biosynthetic process. The coding region runs from base 1 to 1560 and encodes 519 amino acids. The record is from RefSeq and is a predicted model, not a curated record. Gene Ontology annotation, molecular function: nicotinate phosphoribosyltransferase activity. The transcript has 14 exons.
AUGGCCUACUCUUACUGGAAGAGUGGAAAGAAAGCUGAUAGAUCAGUUUUUGAUUUGUAUUUCCGUAAAAAUCCUUUCCAUGGAGAAUUCACCGUGUUUGCUGGACUUGAAGAGUGUUUGAAAUUUAUUCAGAAUUUCUCCUUUUCUGAAAGUGAUGUGAAUUAUUUAAAAACAGUUUUACCAGCCAAUGUAGAAGAAGAAUUUUUUGAAUAUUUGAGAACGUUAAGUACUGAUGAUGUUGAGAUAUAUGCUAUAGAUGAGGGUGAAAUAGUUUUUCCUAAAGUUCCUCUGAUAAUGGUUGAGGGGCCGUUACCUGUCAUACAACUGAUAGAAACUCCCUUGUUAAAUCUGGUUAAUUAUGCUAGUUUGGUAGCUACUAAUGCUAUGAGAUUUCGUAACGCUGUCAAACCUGGUACCACACUCUUAGAGUUUGGAUUAAGAAGAGCUCAAGGUCCUGAUGGUGGCCUCUCAGCUUCCAGAUAUUGUUAUAUGGGAGGUUUUGACGGUACCAGUAAUUCUCUAGCAGGCAAGAUGUUUGGAAUACCAGUAAGAGGAACCCACGCCCACGCCUUCGUUACAUCCUAUUAUUCUCUUGAUGAGGUGACCAACAAGAAAUUAAAAAAGAAGAAUAGUGAAGAGGAAGUUGAUUUUGUAGAAUUAUGUUUACAAUGGCAACAAAAACUAACAUCUGUGAUAGAUUUUUUAGCCGACCAAGUUAUACCUGGUGAAUUAGCUGCGUUUAUAUCAUACGCUCAGGCGUUUCCUGAUAAUUUAUUGUCUCUUAUAGACACUUAUGAUGUUUUUAGAAGUGGUUUACCUAAUUUUUGUACUGUAGCCAUGGCGUUGUUUGAUUGUGGCUAUAAGGCUGUAGGAAUAAGACUAGAUAGUGGUGAUUUAGCCUAUCAAUCAAUACAUGUUCGUAAAGUCUUUAAGAAAAUAGCCUCACAUUUUUCAGUGCCAUGGUUCAGUGAUUUAAUUAUAGUUGCUAGUAAUGAUAUUAAUGAAGAUACUAUUCAUUCUUUAAAUCAACAGGGUCAUGAAAUAAAUAGUUUUGGUAUCGGAACACAUUUAGUCACCUGUCAGAAACAACCAGCUUUAGGUUGUGUUUUCAAGUUAGUAGAAGUUAAUAAUAAAGCUCGUAUUAAAUUGAGUGAAGAUGUAGAAAAAGUGACGAUACCUGGUCGUAAAAUAGGUUAUCGACUGUACGGUAGUGAUGGUCAUGCUCUAGUAGAUUUAUUAAAUCAACAACACGAGACGCCACCUGAAAUUGGUAAAAGAACAUUAUGUCGACAUCCAUUUCAGGAGUCGAAGAGAGCGUAUGUUAAUCCUGCUUCAAUGAAAGUCUUACAUAAAAUAUACUACAAACAUGGCAAGAUCCAACAAAGAUUACCUACAUUAUCAGAUCUACGAGAGAGAGCCAUGAAAUCUCUAAUACCAAUUCGUGAAGAUCAUAAACGUGCUUUAAAUCCCACACCUUACAAGGUGUCUGUAAGUUCCAAUCUGUAUAAAUUUAUUCAUGAUUUAUGGUUAGAAAGUGCACCAAUAGGAGAACUAUCAUAA